AUGUCUGAAAUCAAAACUUACACAUUUGACGAAAUUUCUCAACACAACACCGUUGACGAUCUUUGGGUUGUUUACGACGGGAAGGUGUACGACGUUACCCUGUACGUUGACGAGCAUCCUGGUGGUGAAGAAGUUGUGGUAGAUUGUGCUGGACAAGAUGCCACUGAAGCUUUUGAUGACAUUGGACACUCGGACGAUGCCAAAGAAAUCUUGGAAGGUUUAUUGAUUGGUACCUUGGAAGGUGCUGUUCCAAGGAAGGUGGAAACAUCUACUGCCUCUUCUUCGGACUCUGGCUUACCAGUUCCAUUAAUAGCUGCUGUUGUCUUGGGAGCCGCUGUAGGUGCUUACUUUUACUUAAACUAG
Messenger RNA from Dujonia railenensis, 363 nucleotides. The record is from the annotation of a GenBank genome assembly. NCBI's taxonomy places the organism in Eukaryota, Fungi, Ascomycota, Pichiomycetes, Serinales, Debaryomycetaceae.